CUCUCGCAAUAACAGAUUAUAAACGAAUAAUUUGCCAACGUUAACGUUAAAUGAAAUAAAAUUUUAUUAAUGCUCAUUUUCGGAAUAUUUGAGCAAGUUGAUUCUACAAUGAAAAGUUUUGUCUGGAUAGUGCUUUUAGUCGACUUUGUUUUGACUGCUCCCUAUAUAAAUGGCAAUCAGAAUAACAAUGUGAAUACGAUUGAAGAAUUAAUUCAAGUGGGAAAAAUACCAUUUCCACCACCACCCUCCUCCCUUCCUCACAACUCUUCUUUUAUUCCAUUAUUGGCCAGAUUGUGUGAUGGACAAAAUCCAAAUUGCUUGCAAAAUGUGGAAUGGAUAGUAUCAGUACCAAAGCGACCAGCACAGAAAGCAUGCGAACUGUAUUUAAAGGCCCCAGUGGAUCGUAUUUUGGGUGGUAGGCCAGUUGAACUUGGUGAAUUCCCAUGGAUGGCUGCAUUGGGCUAUUUAAAUGAUCAAUACAACGUGGAAUUCAACUGUGGAGGCACUGUUAUAUCAGAAUUGUAUGUAAUGACAGCUGCGCACUGCACUGCUUUAGCUCGACCACCGGUUGUAGUGCGAUUGGGCAAAACAAGCCUAAUCGACGGAGAUGGAAUCAGGCCCACAAAUCAUGCAAUUAAUGAUAUAAUUCGCCAUCCGAGUUAUUCAUCAAUAACCAAAAGAAAUGACAUCGCAUUGCUUCGACUGGGAAGACGUAUUUAUUUUACUCGUGAAAUUUCACCAGCAUGCUUGCAGACGGAUUUGAGUGAUAUUACUGCUGAAAUGAAGCUUUUGGUGACUGGCUGGGGUUCGACUUCAUUCGAUCGUGAAAUAAGAUCGAACGUUCUUCUCAAAACUCAAUUGACGUCGAUGCCAUUACCCGAAUGCAAUCAAACAUUUUUGAACUACAAUGUUCUUGCAUAUCAAGCUGCUCUUCAAGAUGGCAUCAGUCAAGGGCAGUACUGUGCAUACGACCCAACGGGACGAAAUGAUAGUUGUCAAGGGGACAGUGGUGGCCCACUUCAAUAUUUUCCCACAUCAAAUUCAAGCGUUUCUACUGUCGUCGGUAUCGUUUCAUAUGGUCUUAGUUGCGGCACAGCAUUGCCCGGCAUUUACACGAGAGUCGCAUUCUAUUUAGAUUGGAUCGAGUCAAUCGUUUGGCCAAAUACUAAAAGGACUUGAAAUUAUCUCGAAAAUAUGUACUAUCUACUUUUUUACAUUUUUAUUCCAUUUGAAAAAUAUUCAAACAAAUACAUAAAGUAAUUACCAUUUCAAA
Messenger RNA from Contarinia nasturtii (swede midge), 1273 nucleotides. RefSeq names its product serine protease persephone-like. The transcript has 8 exons. NCBI's taxonomy places the organism in Eukaryota, Metazoa, Arthropoda, Insecta, Diptera, Cecidomyiidae. The record is from RefSeq and is a predicted model, not a curated record. The coding region runs from base 70 to 1179 and encodes 369 amino acids. Gene Ontology annotation, molecular function: serine-type endopeptidase activity. Gene Ontology annotation, biological process: proteolysis.